AUGAGCGGUUCCAAACUCGUGGUAUCUAGCGUUCGAGGCUCUGUGAAGGAGCUCCUCGCCGAGGCCAACGGCGAUAAAAAGCGCAACUUCGUUGAGACAAUCGAGUUGCAGAUUGGUUUGAAGAACUACGACCCUCAGCGUGACAAGCGUUUCUCUGGCACAGUCAAGCUCCCGAAUGUCCCUCGUCCCCGCAUGUCCAUCUGCAUUCUCGCUGACGCCGCAGACAUCGAUCGUGCAAAACAGAUUGAUUUGGAGUACAUGAGUGUUGAUGACUUGAAAAAGCUCAACAAAAAUAAGAAGCUAGUCAAGAAGCUGGCGAAGAAGUACGAUGCUUUCCUUGCCUCUGAGACCUUGAUCAAGCAGAUUCCUCGUCUGCUCGGCCCCGGUCUCUCGAAGGCUGGGAAAUUCCCUACACCGGUGUCCCACGCAGAGGACCUUUCCAACAAGCUCACCGAGGUUCGCUCCACGAUCAAGUUCCAGCUGAAGAAGGUCCUAUGUCUCGGCGUUGCCGUAGGCCACAUCUCAAUGACUGACGACCAAGUGCUCGGAAAUGUCAUGCUGAGCAUCAACUUCCUUGUGAGUUUGCUCAAGAAGAACUGGCAGAACGUCAAGUCACUGCACAUUAAGACCACGAUGGGCAAGCCCGUCCGGCUGUUCUAG
Fibroporia radiculosa is the source of this 660-nucleotide messenger RNA. RefSeq lists its product as uncharacterized. The record is from RefSeq and is a predicted model, not a curated record. Gene Ontology annotation, molecular function: structural constituent of ribosome; RNA binding. Gene Ontology annotation, cellular component: large ribosomal subunit. Gene Ontology annotation, biological process: translation. The transcript is spliced from 6 exons. Lineage: Eukaryota; Fungi; Basidiomycota; Agaricomycetes; Polyporales; Fibroporiaceae. Bases 1 to 660 code for a protein of 219 amino acids.